Molecule: messenger RNA, 2722 nt
Organism: Zerene cesonia (dogface butterfly)
Lineage: Eukaryota; Metazoa; Arthropoda; Insecta; Lepidoptera; Pieridae
Product: 25S rRNA (cytosine-C(5))-methyltransferase nop2
Exons: 6
Coding region: 142-2673 (843 amino acids)
Biological process (GO): maturation of LSU-rRNA; rRNA base methylation
Cellular component (GO): nucleolus
Molecular function (GO): RNA binding; rRNA (cytosine-C5-)-methyltransferase activity
Source: RefSeq, a predicted model, not a curated record
CAAUGACAACUAUCAAAUACUGCGACGGCAUGGAAAUAGAACAUGGUUAGCGGCUAUAAACACGUGUUUAGUUAAUUUUUUUAAUAAAGGUGCCUUAGCUUGAAUAUUGAGAAAAUAUAAUCAUAGUUCAAAUCAGAGAAAAUGGGUCGAAAAGCCAAAUUUGACGAGACAAAAAAAGUGAAAAAAGGACCCGGGAGAAAAGCAAGGAAACAACCUGAUCCAGUUUUUAAAAAGGGACUCAUUGAUGACGAUAAAGAAGAGAAAAAACUUAGUCAUAGACAAAAGCAGCGAGCUGCACGGCGACUUAAGAAGAAGAAGGAAUUACUUGAAAAACGUAAAUCAUUGAAGGAAGCUAAAAAGAAUGUAAAAGCGACUAAAAAUAAUGUUGAAGAAGAUGCUGAAAGUGGAUCAGAUGAAGAUACUCCUGCAGGAUUUACUGAUGAUAACAAGGAGUGGUUGAAGCCUAAAAAGAAGGGAAGUGCAAAAGCAAAAGAAUACAAAUCCGACAGUGAUGAAAGUGAUGAAGGUUUAGGAGAUGACGAGGUUAAAGAUGGUACAAGUGAUGAAGAAGCAUCGGAUAGUGAAACGGAAGAACCAGUGAAAACCAAACCUAGUAAAGAAAGUUACAAGGUUGGCACACUAGACGACUUGUUCCAUGACACCGAUGAUGAGCAAGAUGGUACAAUGGGGGAUGAUGACACUGCAGAUUCUAAUAAACUGACAUACGACUCUGAUUCUUCAGCUCAAAAUGAUGAUGAUGACGAUGAUGAUGAUGAUGACAUGUUACCCAUAGAAAAAGCUAAUAUAAAACUGAAAAAGAAACAAAAAGUAGAUAAGAAAUUGGCUGAUGAAGAGAUGCAAUUGAAUAUUGCAAAACAAGACGUUUUUGCAUUCCCAAGUGAAGAUGAAUUACAAAACCCAACAAGUUUGCAAGAUGUCCACCAAAGAAUCAAAGAUGUUGUUUCGGUUUUGGGUGAUUUCAACCGUUUGAAGGAAGAGGGCAGAUCACGAUGUGAAUACACUGAACUCUUACUCAAAGACCUGUGUUUGUAUUACAGCUAUAAUGAAUUCCUCAUGGAAGUCCUUAUGCAAAUAUUUCCAGUACAAGAAUUAGUUGAAUUCUUAGAAGCCAGUGAAGUAGCUAGACCAAUAACAAUAAGGACAAACAGUCUUAAAACCAGAAGAAGAGAUCUUGCUCAAGCUCUUAUCAACAGAGGUGUUAAUUUGGAUCCAGUUGGAAAGUGGAGUAAAGUUGGAUUAGUUGUGUAUAGUUCCACAGUGCCUAUUGGUGCCACUCCAGAAUACCUUGCCGGACACUAUAUUUUGCAAGGUGCAUCAAGUUUUCUUCCUGUUAUGGCCUUAGCACCACAAGAAAAUGAGCGCAUACUUGAUAUGUGUGCCGCGCCAGGCGGGAAAGCAUCCCACAUUGCUGCCAUAAUGAAAAAUACUGGAUCACUUUUUGCUAAUGAUGCAAAUAAGGAAAGAACGAAAGCAGUUGUCGGUAAUUUCCACAGGUUGGGGGUUGUUAAUGCAAUUAUUUGUAAUUACGACGGCAGGCAGUUUCCCGAAGUUAUUAAAGGAUUUGACAGGGUAUUAUUGGACGCUCCAUGUACUGGUACUGGAGUUAUUGCUAAAGAUCCAAGUGUUAAAACCACUAAAGACCAGAAAGAUAUUCAAAGAUGUUUCAAUUUACAAAGGCAGUUAUUGAUGGCAGCAAUAGAUUGUUGUAAUGCUAAAUCAAGUACAGGAGGUUAUAUUGUUUAUUCUACUUGUUCAAUACUGCCUGAAGAAAAUGAAUGGGUGGUUAACUAUGCUCUCAAGAGAAGGAAUGUUAAGUUAGUACCAACUGGCUUAGACUUUGGUACUGAGGGCUUUGUGAAGUACAGACAUCACAGGUUCCAUCCAUCCUUGAAGUUAACUAGAAGGUUCUAUCCCCACACACACAAUAUGGAUGGCUUCUUUGUGGCGAAAUUGAAAAAAUUCUCGAAUGUUAUUCCUGAGCCAGUGAAAGAUGAAGAUGAUGAAGAGGAACCUAAACAAGAGAAUGGAACUGAGGAAAGCCAACAAAAUGGGGAUGUCUCAGCAGAAGAAAAGGAGAUUCAAACAGCUGGUGUUAAAAGAAUGGCAGAUUCAGAUAGUAUGGCAACACAGAAUAAAAAAGCAAAGCCUGCUGAUAAAAGUGCUCCACCUAUAGUUAAAAAUCCACCGCCACCAGAAAAUCAAUCAAAAAAGAAAAAGAACAAAAAGAAAAAAGGAAAACAAAAUGCAGAUAACCAGAUUAAACCGGAAAAUAAAGACGAUUCAAAAGACACUCCAGUGGCCCCAGUAAAGAAAAAUGUCAAAGCACAGGUAGCACAAAAAAAUCAGUCUGAUGGAGACAAAAGCAAAGUAAAUGAAAGUAAACAAGACAGCGCGCCAAAUGCAAAGUCACCUAACAAAAAGAAAAAAAACAAAAAUAAAAAUAAAAAUGAAAAACCACCUACGAAAGAAGUUAAUGUGCCGAAGAAUGAAGCUAAAAUUACAGAGAAAGUAGAAUUAGCUGCUGCUAUGAAGUUAAAAAAUAAAAAUAAAAAGAAUAAGAAGCAGAUUGGAAAAUUGAAUACUAAUAAAGAAGUAAAACAAGACGGGAGGCCAUCUUUUAAGAAAAAUUUCAAAGCCAAGGCUAAGAAAUAGUUGUAAUUGUGAUUAUAAAUUACAUUUUCAAUAAAAUUAUUUUAUUGUA